GAGAACAGAAGACAUGGCACCCUACACUGCUGCUCUUCCUGCUUGUCACGAUCUGUCUCUGGCUGACAAGAACAGAUGCAAAUUAAGGAAACCUUUGGUAGAGAAGAUACGCCGGGAUCGUAUCAACAGCUGCUUAGACCAGCUCAAGUCUCUGCUGGAGAAGGAGUUCCACAGCCAAGAUCCAAACGCCAAGCUGGAGAAGGCCGACAUCCUGGAUAUGACGGUCAGCUUCCUGAAGCAGCAGGCUGGGCCGGUGCUGAGCCAGAGGGACUUUAACCAGGGCUACUCCAAGUGCUGGAGGGACUCUGUGCAGUUCCUCCGAGUCAGCUCCAGCAGAGGAGCGCCCUUCAGGGACCAUCACAGCCCUCAGAGAGCCCCCCAGGACCUCACCUCUUCCCCUUCCUCCUCCUCCUCUAUCUCGUCCCUCUCAUCUCCUGUCAUCACUACACAGACCUCAGUCGGUGUCCUCCACCAUGCUGGGAGCAAGAGGCCUGUUUGGAGGCCAUGGCAGUGA
Clupea harengus (Atlantic herring) is the source of this 514-nucleotide messenger RNA. Its product is annotated as transcription factor HES-5-like. The record is from RefSeq and is a predicted model, not a curated record. Gene Ontology annotation, molecular function: protein dimerization activity. Lineage: Eukaryota; Metazoa; Chordata; Actinopteri; Clupeiformes; Clupeidae.